This is a messenger RNA of Fusarium venenatum, 273 nucleotides long. RefSeq lists its product as uncharacterized. NCBI's taxonomy places the organism in Eukaryota, Fungi, Ascomycota, Sordariomycetes, Hypocreales, Nectriaceae. The record is from RefSeq and is a predicted model, not a curated record.
AUGGCCACUGUCGAAAUAAACGAUGCCGUGUUCUGCCAGCAACACAUGGCAGAAGUUUGCGAAGAUUGCGGUGUAGAUCUUCGUGAGGAAAAUGAUGCGUUCUACGGGUUUGACUCCGUGGAUCGCGACGCCCUUACAUGCCCACCAGUUUCUACGAAUGAUGAUGGCAUAUAUAUAUGUGAUCAGCAUGAUACAAACAGCUGUAAUGUGUGUUUCGGCUGGAAAAAGCAGAUUACUAGGCUUCGUACUGCCGCAAAGAAAGCAGGUCGCUGA